Triticum aestivum (bread wheat) is the source of this 2082-nucleotide messenger RNA. RefSeq lists its product as uncharacterized. Lineage: Eukaryota; Viridiplantae; Streptophyta; Magnoliopsida; Poales; Poaceae. The record is from RefSeq and is a predicted model, not a curated record. The coding region runs from base 707 to 1675 and encodes 322 amino acids. The transcript is spliced from 5 exons.
CGGGCCGGCCCACUCGCACGCCUGUGCUGCGUGCGUUUCCCCUCGCACGGAGCGUCGAAUAGUGGGUCUCUCCCCUUGCCCCCCGUGUUCCUCUCAGUCUUCCUCCCCCCACCGCUUCGUGUUGCUCGAGGAAGUUAAUGCACGGCGAUCGCCGGGGAGGCGAGGAGACUCGACGCGGUGACGAUCUAUAUCUAUUCGCCGCUGACCCGCCGCAUUCCUCUCCCCCACCAACAGAGAACCCAGAACCGAGAUGGCUUAGGGGAGUGACUGCUCUGCUCACGUCGCGACCCGGAGUGCGGAGCAAACCCGCCGCCGCCGAGGAGCGGGAGCACUCCAUCGGACGGGCCUCCUGCGCGGCUGGCCGGAGACGGCGACCAGAGCUUCGGGGCGGGACACCACCUGUUCGACGGAAUGGCCGAGAGGAUGUGCAGCAAGGAAGCCGCUGUGGCUGGCGGCGAUGAGGACCGGCUAAGCACGCUGCCGGACGAAUUGAUCCAGCUGGUGCUGUCAUUCCUGCCCUCGCGCCAGGCCGUGCAGACGUGCGUGCUCGCCACCCGCUGGCGCACCCUCUGGAAGUCCGUGCCGGCCAUUCGCCUCGACGCCUAUGCUGGGACCUACCAGUUUGGGCAGGACCUGAGCCAUUUCGUCCAUAGUCUUCUCCGAUACCGUGACCCAACUCCUCUGCGUGAAUGUGAGAUCCUUUUUAAUGGCGAUCAUCGCCAUGAUUGCUAUGACCUACGAGGAGGAGAUUCAGCAAGACUUUGAGCUGUGGCUCCGUUAUGCUGUGUCAUGCAAAGCGAGGGUUAUUCGACUCGAAAUGACUGUUUAUCGUCCUUUGAGGAUAUUUCCUGGGACUCUCAUCUCCCAGCACUUGACAAGGUUAAUUCUUCAUCGUGUCCAGUUUGAGGAUUUCUCUCUUGAUGUUUUGGGCUGUCAGUUACUGGAGGUGUUGGACAUUCAAGACUGUAUAAUCGACAUUGAGACUGUUUUCCCAAAAUCUCUACAACAUCUGGCGAUCAGAGAUACAGGUCUUUUCCCAAUGGAAACCCGGUGUGUUAUAUCUGCGCCAGGUCUGGUUUUCUUGGAACUAUACGACUGUUUGGGUUGGACUCCGUUGCUUGAGAGCCUGCCAUCAUUGGUAACGGCAUUUAUCAACACUGGACCCUACUGCAGAGAUAAUUGUAGAAAUAGUUCUAACGCGGACUGUGGUCUCGAGUCAUGUGUGGAGUGCUAUGGUAUAGAUGAUUGUGUGCUUCUCCAAGGUUUAUCAGCCGCUACAAAUUUAGAGCUGAUAACCUGCAAGUCUAUGAUCUUCAGAAAUGAUAUAAAAUGGUCCCCGAUGUUUAGCAAGGUAAAAACAUUGUUGCUUGGUGACUGGUGUAUGGCUGCUAACUUCAGUGGACUAGUUUACUUUCUCCAGCACUCACCAAUUCUACAGAGGCUUACGCUUGAACUUGCUAGUCGCUCUGAGGAAUUUCUCAUUGAAACGAGUGAGAUCUACAACCCAGCGGAACAAUUUUUGGUAUCAAAACAUCUCAAGGCAGUCAAAAUCAAUCAUGUGAAAGACGAUAAAAGGAUUCACCAAUUAUUGAAGGUCCUUGCUUAUCAUGGAGUACAUUUGGAACUAAUAAACAUUGAAGAGAAGGAGGACGCUCGUGAACGAGCACUUUAUUGAGGUUUUCACCUUGUCUUCGUAAUGAGAUAAUUGAACUUGCUGCUCCGUAGUUGCUUUGAGAUCGAGAGAAAUUGUGGAAUGAUAAGUUAUAUCUUUUGAAUGGCUUCAUUUUGUAUGCUGGUUCAAUUCUAUUUAGCCUGGGCUUUCAUGUGCUCAUUGUGUUUCUGUUGUUCCCGCAGGCUUCAGUUUUCAGCACAAGUAGCAGUUCAGAUCAUCCACUAUCGUUGCUUCUCUACUCAGAGACUCCCAUAUUCCCCGAAUGUUACACUGAUAAGGUGGUACUUCCUGCGUUUUGUGAACCGAGAUGGUGCGCCUGCCCAUCACGUCCAUUUCAGUAUGUCAUGUGCCUCGCCUGGAUGCUGUUGGAAAGGCUUAAACCCGUCCCCGUAUCGCUCUUGCUUGUUUCC